CCGGAUGGCCACGGCACGCCACAUUUCAGUCCCUUCUCGCUCAACUCCGUCCGCCGCCAAGAUCUGACUUUCACCACUGACCAGUGACCACACCCUCUCCGACACACGAGCUCACUCUCACACCAUCAACCUACAGGUACACACCACCACUCAUGUGUGCGCAGCAGCCACACAGCCCGGGCAACACGGGCGACACAGGACAGCCCGGGGUUGGUCAAUCGGCCGGUCGGCGCGCGCGUGGUGCAGCAAAAAAACCACAUCUCCAGGCUCCGACGCUCUCCGUGCCGGGCCCCCGCGGGGAGAGAAGAGAUGGAGCGAUCGAUGGAUGGAUGACUAGACGAAAAAGCAAAGCUAUAUCGACUUCAAGUUCAAGCGAUGAAUGGCACGCAAUACUGCAACAACUUAACACUGCAACGCUUCAUCUCCCGCGCCAUUCCUGCCAUUCCGCAGCGUCUCCCAAGUUGGAAACCUCUAGAUGCUUCCAGCAUCUAGCAUGCCAGUGUCCAUCCCGAGCAAUCGAGACUUACAAAUUCUCUAAAUGCGCGGCCUCGUAUGGAAACGGUGGUGGCCAUUCCGUUUGCGCCGGCUCUGCUUGGCGCACCUUGGCAGUUCUUGUCCUACGACCCAACGACGUUGGAUCGACUCCGACGCGGGAUGACGGUCGCGGCCGCGGUCGCUCAGCCUGGGACCAGACAUUCCAGACUCCAGAAGUUCCCCAUGGCGCCCAUUCAACCAUCCCAUCAUCCCACUCUGUCGUCCAUUGACCACUCACGGCCCUCUUCCUCUCUGGGUCAUCGCCCCUCUCUGGUCCGCAACUCUGCUACUCCCAAAGUCAGUCACGACACGAGGGCCCAGAGAAGGAGACGCACCCCCAUACCGAGCACUGACAGAGACAUUACAUCGCAUAUGGAGGGGGCGCCGCGACGAUCCAAGCGCGAUGCUGAUCCCGUCUGUCGGUUUUUCUAAUCUGAGCCGCCAAUCGCCCAUCAACCCCGCGCCGGGCGCCCGUCCUCGCGCUCAUCCCGCCAACCCGAAACGAAACGUCGCUCUCCGCGGGUGUCUCGUCUCGAUUACUUCUCUGUGAUCGACUUCUCGGUGCAAUAGCUUUCGUAACCGCCGAAUAUUCCUCCAUCCCGUCCCAGACGUUCUGGUGCCCCCGUCCAUCUCGAGUGAUCUGACACGGUCACAAUCUUGUCAGUGGGGUCGCCAAGCGCUUGGCCUCUUGCGACCGCGCAAGAUGGUGUGGAUCCGGCCAAGUGACGUAGGAGGUUCAACCCAGGAAACGCCCUCCCGUUUCCCGUCUUCUCCC
Molecule: messenger RNA, 1309 nt
Organism: Colletotrichum destructivum
Lineage: Eukaryota; Fungi; Ascomycota; Sordariomycetes; Glomerellales; Glomerellaceae
Exons: 1
Coding region: 553-966 (137 amino acids)
Source: RefSeq, a predicted model, not a curated record